Molecule: messenger RNA, 480 nt
Organism: Brassica oleracea var. oleracea
Lineage: Eukaryota; Viridiplantae; Streptophyta; Magnoliopsida; Brassicales; Brassicaceae
Exons: 3
Coding region: 138-413 (91 amino acids)
Source: RefSeq, a predicted model, not a curated record
CACCUCUUGUGUGUGUUAUCUUUAUCUAUAUAUAACAGCAACGAGUAACAUGAAGACGUCAAACCUUUUUUAACUCUCAAGAACAAGAACAAUAGUCUUAACCAAGAUUCCUAUAGAGUUAAAUAUAUGCAAGAAACAUGAAUCAGCAAGAAACCACGAGUACUCUUGAACUUGAUCUGAAACUAAACAUACUGGAUUCAUCUUUGUCAACUGAGAGCCCAUCUUCAUCGUUAUGUUCGGAGGAAUCUGAAGGUGGAGAAGGAGUGGCUAAAUCGAUGGUGGUCGUUGGUUGCCCUAAUUGCAUCAUGUACAUCAUCAUGUCUUUGGAUAGUAACCCUAGAUGCCCUAGAUGCAACAGCCAAGUUUUGCUUGAUUUUCUCACACGAAACAAUAGCAAAAAGAGUAUUAAUUAAAAAUAUCCAACUAAGAAUGUUCUUUUCUCUUUAUGAUUUUUAUUCAUUUAUUGCCAUUUGCCACAUA